AUGGAUAUUACAAGAGGAAGUCUGGAUGGAAUUUCAAGACCAGCAUCUAACUCAAGAAAUAAUCAUGGAAGCAAAACUUCAAGUUCAUCACUAGAGAUUUUAACUCCAGAACCAGACCAGUCUAAGGUUGAUUUUUGCAAUAAUCACAUAGGGGAGAACUCAAAAGAAAAUUAUGAUAAAAAUGGGGAGGAAUAUGAAACUCAACAAAUGAGUUUCUCAGAACAAAUAUCUGAAGAAAAAACUGGUGAUUUUCAACUGGUGGGACAGCAUACAAAUCAGGUGGCAGAAUAUUCUUCAAGUUCAGUAGAUUCUGAAGAUGACUUUGCUGAAAAUAAACUCUCUUGCAGCAGUGCUUCUCAGAAUAAGCCAGUUGAACCACAAAAAGUGACAUCCAGGUCUGCAAACCUGGAUGAUUCUAAGGAGAAAGGUGUAGAUCUUCUCAUCCUGAAAGCAAUAAAGAAGAUGAAAAGGUUGGACCAGAUAUUGGCAAAUAAACAAUCCCAGGAAAGAGCAGUCAAAAAGCAAGGCAGAGAAUUGAGAGCAAAACUAUGGGAAGAAUUUCAGUCUAUGACAUCUCGAAGUUCUUCAAUAAUUACUGAAGAGGAAGAAAACACUAGCAGAUUUUUAGCUUUAAACUCACCAUUAUCUGGAACUCCUGAUCUUUCUGCUUGCGAAGAUAAUGAAACAUUUAACAUAUUUAAAACUCAGCUUCCUCCAGAAAAUUAUGAGACUAACGGAAGACAAACAAAGCAAGGUGAUUCAGCCGAUAGUGUAACAAGAAGUUCAAUGAAGAAAAUGGAAAACACUUGCCCCAAAAAUACAGCAAGCUUUAAAAAAACCCCAAACUUUAUUAAAAAGAAUAUAGAGCUGGCCAAAGAUUCGUCAAGUGAAGUUAUGCUGGAUGAAGAGAGAGAGAGACUAUCUGAAUUACUGAAAGAUACAGAAAAUGAUAGUAAUAAACUUCAAAAUGAGGAAGAAGCAAUUGGAAUAUUUGUACCAGGUGAAGGAUAUACACCCGAACCAAUGGAAUAUUAUCACCUUGCAGAAAUUGAUGCUAAACUCAAAAUAGUAAUAUCUGAUGGAGAUCUGUCUGUAUUUCAGGGCUCCUGUUCAAAAGCCUCCAAUAAGAUUUAUCAGGAAUCCUUGGCUUAUGCAAAUAGAAAGCUGAAAAUUCCAGGUGAAAAGAUCUUAAGAGACACUAAAGAAGAACGUGAUCAACAAAACAGGCUUAAAGAAAUCAACCAACAACUUAAAAACCUAGAAGAAACUCCAGAUGUACCUCUUUGCCUCUCAGAAGAGCAACUUAAUGCCCUUCUGGAAGACUGUAUGCAAAACCUAAGAAGAGGAUGUGAUCUUAAUUUGACCAGAUGUGAAGAAAAUUCUGUUGAGAGGAUAAGCCCUUGUGAUACCUUUGAAGAGAACAUGCCAGACUCUAGGAAUGAAGUGUUACAUGAUAUCCAGCUACCAGCAAACGAAGAAAUGCUUGGAGAUGAAUAUAAAGAUGUAUUUUCAAAGGAAAAUAUAGACUCCUGCUUUAAUCCCAGCAAGACAUUUUUUGAAUUUCCCAUGUCGGAGAAAAAGGGAAAUGAAGAAGACCAAGAGGAGGCACCAGACACUGCUAAUGGCUCUGAAGAUUUCUUCAUGUCAAAGGUUUUCAGUAUAGACAAGAUGAAAAAGCCUCCUUUUCUUGAUGAACCUUUUUAUUGUGUCAGCAUGAACAAUGAACUUUCCACAGAUGCCAGCAUUCCUAGCAUACCACUAAAAACCAGAGGAGGUGAGGCUAUUAAUAAACUUUUAGACCAAGCAUUUGAUUAUGAUUUUAAAAGCCCAGACAAGUCAGGCAGGAUUUCAUUAAACAUAUGCACUAAUGUUUGA
Molecule: messenger RNA, 1875 nt
Organism: Notechis scutatus (mainland tiger snake)
Lineage: Eukaryota; Metazoa; Chordata; Lepidosauria; Squamata; Elapidae
Source: RefSeq, a predicted model, not a curated record